AAUCUGAUUCCUGUGUUGCAGCACAUCAUGACCGAACCGGAGGAGAUCGCCACCAUGUCGGGUCAGAAGCUUCCUCUGAAGAUGUCCGUGGACUACAUCUCCUUCUCGGCUCACACCGACUACCAGCAGACCAGCGAGUUCAUCAGAGCUCUCAAACCGCCUCACGUGAUCCUGGUCCACGGCGAGCAGAACGAGAUGGCCCGACUGAAGGCGGCGCUGAUCCGCGAGUACGAGGACAACGACGAGGUCCACAUCGAGGUCCACAACCCCAGGAACACCGAGGCCGUCACGCUCACCUUCAGAGGAGAGAAGCUGGCAAAGGUGAUGGGCGUGCUGGCGGACAAGAAGUGCGCUCAGGGUCAGAGGAUCUCUGGGAUCCUGGUCAAGAGGAACUUUAACUACCACAUCAUGACCCCGUCUGACCUCUCCAACUACACAGAUCUGUCUGUGGGCACCGUGAUCCAGACUCAGGCCAUACCGUUCACCGGACCCAUCUCCCUGCUGGUUAGCCAGCUGAGGAACCUGGCAGGUGAUGUUCAGCAGGUGGAGAAGGUGGAGAAAAUCACGGUGAAGAUCUUCGAAAGCAUCACCCUGGUUCAUGAAGCCGGCAUGGUGCUGCUGGAGUGGGUCGCCAACCCGCUCAAUGACAUGUACGCCGAUGCCGUAGCCACGGUGGUUCUGGAGGUCCAGUCCAACCCCAGCGCCCAGAAGUUCCUGGACAGCAGGAAGGAGACCUUCGACAUGGAGGUGUUUGUGGAGCGCCUGGAGCUCAUGCUGCACGACAUGUUCGGGGAGGACUGCGUGAACUUCCAGGACAGCAGGAAUCUGUGUGUGACUGUGGACGGCGCCACGGCGACGGUUGACCCGGAGACCAGAGCGGUGACGUGUCCGGACGACGAGCCUCUGAGGGAGAUGAUUGAAGUCGCCGUCCAUCGGCUCUUUGACGCCCUCACACCCGCCUUCUGACAGGCCACGCCCACUAUAUUCCAGGAGAUGGUUUAUUUUCUACUGAUUAAGCGCAGCUGUUGUCGGAGCUUCAUUUUGAUUCUUUUUGUACAAAAUAAACAUAUUUUGUCUGAAUUCU
Cyprinodon tularosa is the source of this 1084-nucleotide messenger RNA. Its product is annotated as cleavage and polyadenylation specificity factor subunit 3-like. Gene Ontology annotation, molecular function: RNA binding; RNA endonuclease activity; 5'-3' exonuclease activity. Gene Ontology annotation, biological process: mRNA 3'-end processing by stem-loop binding and cleavage. The transcript has 9 exons. NCBI's taxonomy places the organism in Eukaryota, Metazoa, Chordata, Actinopteri, Cyprinodontiformes, Cyprinodontidae. Gene Ontology annotation, cellular component: mRNA cleavage and polyadenylation specificity factor complex. The record is from RefSeq and is a predicted model, not a curated record. The coding region runs from base 28 to 966 and encodes 312 amino acids.